CGGGCCAUGAUCUGCACCAGCCAGUCUCCAGCCUGGCACGUCUCUAUGCCGGCCAGCACGAUUUCCGCUUCCCUGCCCAAUUUAGUGGCCCCUGCUCGGGUCUCGUCACUUGCAACCGUGGUGAGGAUCAUCAACUCCCACAUCUCGUAAUCGAACCCCCCAUCCCCGAGAAGACCGAGGUUGGUAGCGAUGCAUCCGUUGAAACACUCGUCGUUCGCUUCCGUCAAGCAUAUCUCUUGGAAUCGGGCAAGCAGAGCUAGCAGCUCCGUUGAUGCUGCGUUGUCGAUGGGAGCUUCCUCAUUCUCUCGCCAGGAGACAUCUCCCGCUCUGUGAUGAUGAGCUGGGGCGUGGUUAUGCUUUGGAUUUCUUAGCAUUCUCCAUUGCACUGUGUCGUGUUGAAAUGCAGGGAUCGCUCCCACUCACCAGUGUAGCCGCGACGAGCGGGAUUGACAUGAGGAAAUAUACAAGACCCUUCAUCUUGGCUUGCGUGGUCUUAAGCGCGGUGGAACUUGUUAAGAUGCAGGAUUCGAGGUAUGUUACUGCGAAUUAUUCGCGCAUGGGGUUAAAUCGAGCAGUCUCCUUGCAAAACUUCAGGAGGCGCCUGUGGAUGUUCGAGCGAUCAUGCUCGUUUAUGUGCGAAUGGUUUCCCUGCCAGGCUAUUGCGCUGCAAUGCGACUACCGGUGUAUAAUAUUGCUUUCUCGCUGGAUAUCAUGCAAGGACGCCGUAUAGUUCAGAAUGGAUGGAGUAAGGAUCGUCAGGACGCUGUCUCUUGACAGCGGGCCGGCUGCUCAUGGAAAAUGAUCAUCAAUGCUAUUGUUGAUCGGUGGGUGGAAAGCUUGUUUGGGCCAUGCGUGGUGUG
Molecule: messenger RNA, 860 nt
Organism: Aspergillus brunneoviolaceus CBS 621.78
Lineage: Eukaryota; Fungi; Ascomycota; Eurotiomycetes; Eurotiales; Aspergillaceae
Exons: 1
Coding region: 272-730 (152 amino acids)
Source: RefSeq, a predicted model, not a curated record